Messenger RNA from Vitis riparia (riverbank grape), 382 nucleotides. RefSeq lists its product as uncharacterized. The transcript has 2 exons. Bases 59 to 382 code for a protein of 107 amino acids. The record is from RefSeq and is a predicted model, not a curated record. NCBI's taxonomy places the organism in Eukaryota, Viridiplantae, Streptophyta, Magnoliopsida, Vitales, Vitaceae.
GACUAAAAGAUAUGAGUAUGAUACAACUGGAAAGAAUCCCAGGUACGAGGAAAGGCAAAUGCCUUAUGGUACAAAAAAGGAGGAAGAAAAAGAGAAGAUACAAGAUUCAGAUACCCUUUUGCCACCCGAAAAACCUGAAGAAGGUACUUCCGAGACAAACGGGGGAAAGCAGGAAAGGUCGGAGGAAGGUAAGUUCUCCACACAAAAUGAGGAAGGAAUAGAGAAGAUACAAGUUUCACUUACCAUUUUGCCACGCAAAAGGCCUGAAGAAGGUACUUCCAAGACAAACAGGGGACAGCAGGAAAGGUCGGAGGAAGAUCCCAGUUGGGCUCUUCUGCUCAGAAUUGGUAAAGCCGGCCUCUCUGCUGAUCCAAUAUUGUAG